AGCUUCUACUUCUUCUCCCGGACCACGAGACUUCACGCUCCCACAAGUUCUUGACGCCAUCGCACAGUUGCUGGAGUUAAACCCCAUCGAGGUAAAGUUUUCGGCCGAUGCAGCGCUCCACUCCUCCCUCCCAGAUUUUUACGAAAAGCUCCACACGACGCAGCGGGGAUUACACCAACGGGUGCUGCGAG
Molecule: messenger RNA, 191 nt
Organism: Amoebophrya sp. A120
Lineage: Eukaryota; Dinophyceae; Syndiniales; Amoebophryaceae
Source: the annotation of a GenBank genome assembly